AUGGAAGAAGCCGGUCGAAGGUUUCCCUCUAGGCACACCAAACGUGAGAGUCAAAAUGAGCUCACUCUACUUACUAUGGAUUCAACUCCCAUGUUUUUCGUUGCUCUCAUUCCUCCUCUGUGUGGAGCCAUUAUUGCCGUUGCCACUGCUUUAACUGUACAUCAGAAAUACAUCACCAACUACAAUUGGAUGUGUGGGAGAGCCGUUCUACCCAGCUUCUCCAGAAUUAUUAACUUGGAAUUCGAAGGAAUCGUCUUCCAACUGUUUAUAUACUUCCAUGUUCCCCUACGAUUACUCGAGCUGACUGUUGGAUUUAAUCGUUACCGCCAAUUGAUGUCGGUUACGUGUACCUGGCCACGCAUAUACAAUCUUUCAAGAUGGGCUUAUACAAUAUUCGGUACUUUAGAAGUAGUACUCAUGCUGGGAUUAUCUGCGGUCGGAGAGAAAGAACACGGAAUCAUCCAUAUAAUAUUCUUCUAUGUCUAUGGAUUUUUCGCUCUUGCUUUCUUCAUAACAAACACAAUGUGUCACAGCCAGUCUUUAUACUAUCUUAAUCCGUAUGGUCGUUUGUCAUAUCGGCUGAAAUGUAUAUUCUUGGGAAUGUAUAUGAUUUCGAUCCCCAUGAUCGUGACGUUUUAUCUUCUAUACUGGAAGGCUUGCAUCACUAUAGGAUAUGAGCUAUUUGCUCUCACUGAGUAUGCCGACGCAUUCAUAAGCACAGCUUACCAUUGCUGCGCAUUCUUUGAUAUUCGUUAUAAAGUUUUAUUCAAACUGACGUAUUGUCCUCGACGUUUGCAACAGCUGGCCGAAUCAACUAAAAAAACAUCCAAUAACGAACAAAUUGCAAAUGCAACUUCAUAA
Auanema sp. JU1783 is the source of this 861-nucleotide messenger RNA. The record is from the annotation of a GenBank genome assembly. NCBI's taxonomy places the organism in Eukaryota, Metazoa, Nematoda, Chromadorea, Rhabditida, Rhabditidae.